UCCAUUUUGGGCAAAGCAGGAAGUUUAGAGGAAAGCCAAACUGAUCAAAUUCUUAAACGUCCACCGAUAGAUAUAUCGUUAUUUUUUUCCUUUUGUGUUUGAAUGAUUGUUGGCCGUUGCUGGUAGACUUUCACGCAAAGGGCUAUACGCGGAUUUGACCAUUUGUUUGGCAGCCGUGGUGACAGUCAAACUUCACGCGCGCGUCGCAGAGGUCGCGUCGAAAACGGGACUGUAAAUAAAAAAAACAGGUCAGGAUGGCGGAUGACUUUGAUGUUGAGGCCAUGCUUGAAGCUCCUUAUAAGAAGACUUGCCUAAUGAUAUCUCACCUCUACUCCCCUGAAUACAUCUUUGAUUCCAGUGUGAACUGUGAAAAAACGGUGAAAGCAAAUCCUCUUGCGCCAAUGGUCACGAUGACGGCCGCAGCAAGAAGAAAAGACAUAGCAAAAGUCGCAGUCCAGACCGCCGGAGGAGUAGAAGCAGAGACCGCAAGAAGAGUCGAGAGCAACGGAGAAGUCGUAGUCGUGAUCGGAGACGUUCCCGCAGCAAAGAGCGCAAGCGUUCUCGAUCCCGCAGCCGGGAUCGUGGUGGGCGAUACCGAGGUCGCAAAAGUCCGUUUAUGGUGCCAAAAUUAAACGGUGGUCCUGGAGGGAAGUUUGGCCCACAUUUCAACAAGCACAGCCGCAGGCGCUCUCGGAGCAAGAGUCCCUUUAAGAAAGACAAGAGCCCCAUCAGGCAGCCAAUAGAUAAUCUGACCCCAGAGGAGAGAGACGCCCGCACGGUGUUCUGCAUGCAGCUGGCUGCCAGAAUUAGACCCAAAGAUCUGGAAGAGUUCUUCUCAGCAGUAGGAAAAGUUCGUGACGUAAGGAUGAUCUCAGACAGAAACUCUCGGAGAUCAAAGGGCAUUGCCUAUAUUGAGUUUGUAGAAGCGACCUCAGUACCGCUGGCCAUUGGGCUGACAGGACAGCGGGUUCUGGGAGUGCCAAUUAUAGUCCAGGCCUCACAGGCUGAGAAGAACAGGGCAGCAGCAGCACUGGCAGCCAGCCUCCAGAAAGGUGGUGCAGGGCCGAUGCGGCUCUAUGUGGGCUCCCUCCACUUUAACAUAACUGAGGACAUGCUCAGGGGUAUCUUUGAGCCAUUUGGCAAGAUUGAGGGCAUCCAGCUAAUGAUGGACAAUGAAACGGGCAGGUCAAAAGGAUAUGGCUUCAUAUCAUUUGCAGAUGCAGAGUGUGCUAAAAAAGCCCUGGAGCAGCUAAAUGGUUUUGAGCUUGCUGGUCGGCCCAUGAAGGUCGGUCAUGUUACAGAGCGUUCAGAUGCGUCUUCAGCCAGCUCCUUCUUGGACAAUGAUGAGCUGGAGAGAACUGGUAUUGACUUGGGCACGACGGGACGCCUUCAGCUGAUGGCAAGACUUGCAGAGGGUACAGGAUUGCAGAUUCCUGCCGCCGCCAAGCAGGCUUUACAGAUGAGUGGCUCUCUGGCGCUUGGAAAUCUAGCAAAUGCUACGACCACAGCCACAGCUCCCCUACUCCCCAAUCCAGGGAUGAACCAGGCCAUGAACCUUCCAACCCAGCCGCUGGCCACACACUGUUUACAGCUAUCCAACAUGUUCAAUCCACAGUCGGAAGACGAACCAGGGUGGGACACAGAGAUACAGGAUGACAUCAUUGAAGAGUGCAAAAAACACGGUGGCAUCGUUCACAUAUACAUUGACAAGAACUCUCCUCAAGGAAAUGUUUAUGUAAAAUGUCCGACCAUCCCAGGAGCAAUGGCUGUUGUCAGCGGCCUCCAUGGCCGGUGGUUUGCAGGUAAAAUGAUCACCGCUGCCUACGUGCCCCUUCCCACUUACCAUAACCUGUUUCCAGACUCAGUCACAGCAACGGAGCUCCUGAGGCCCACGCGCCGGUGAUCUAGCCUCUAUCACCUGUAACCCCUGUCUAUCCAUGACCCGUGGUAACGCAAUGCGUUCAUAAACAUUUACCCUACACCCCCUUCUGUGUUAAUUAACUGCUGUGGAUCUGGGACAGUCCUGUUAUAAGUUACAUAAUGAGGGUUAAAUUUAGUUAGGUCUUUUAUUUUGUAUUUUGAUAUUGUAUUUUAGCAGGAGUAUUAAUCUACAGUCAGUCAUCCUCUGUGCAUUUUGCUUGUAAUAAUAAAAGAAAAUUCUCGGUCAGUACACACAUAAAGCUUUAUGUACACAGGUUAAACCACCUGCCUAAUAUUGUAUAGGUCCCCCUCGUGCUGCCAAAACAGCGCCAACCCGCAUCUCAGAAUAGCAUACCGAGAUUAUAUUCUUCUCACCACAAUUGUACAGAGUGGUAAUCUGAGUUAUCGUAGGCCAUUCUCUGUUGACCUCUCAUCAACAAGGUAUUUCCAUCUGCAGAACUGCUGCUCACUGAAUCUUUUUGGGCACCAUUCAGAGUAACUUCUAGAGAUUGUUGUGCAUGAAAAUCCCAGGUGAUCAGCAGUUACAGAAAUACUCAAACCAGCCCGUCUAGCACCAACAAACAUCCAUGUGAUCGUCUAAUCAGCCAGUCAUGUGGCAGUAGUGCAGUGCAAAAAAUCACACAGAUACGGGGCAGAAUGGGGAAACAAUGUGCUCUCAUUGAUUUGGACCGUGGCAUGAUUGUUGGUGCCAGACAUGCUGUUUUGAGUAUUUCUGUAACUGCUGAUCUCCUGGGAUUUUCUCACACAGUCUCUAGAAUUUACUCAGAAUUGUGCCAAAAACAAGUAACAUCCAAUGUGGGACAGGUCUGUGGAUGGAAACGCCUUGCUGAUGAGAGAGGUCAACAGAGAAUAGCUGACUGGUUUGAACUGACAAAGUCUACGGUAACUCAGAUAACCACUCUGUACAAUUGUGGUAAAAAGAAUAUCAUCUCAGACUAUUGCUAUUCUGAGAUCUGGUUUGGUGCUGUUUUUGCAGAACGAGGGGGACUUACACCAUUUUAGGCAUUUGGUUUUUAUAUUGUGGCUGAUUGGUUUAUAUUGACCUAUUGUCAAGUUAAGUAAACACUUGCAGUACCCUUUCUAGACAGGAUCCAGACUCCUAAAACCAGUCUUGAAGGAUAUUCUAGUGUUUUAAAGGUAUUCCUUUUGAAGAUUUUUGUUUGUUUAAAUUUAUGCUUUUUUUUAUUUUAUCAUUGCCUUGUAAAAAAGAAAAAAUCAUAAGUCAUAAAGGUUUCAUCUGACUUAAUCUUUCAUGACAGACACUGUUGUGAACUCUUGCUUUAUAUCCAGUCUGUUUCUUUAAUUUCAAGCAACAACAAAAGACAACCAAAAAAGUAAUUUUCUCUUUAAUGCAGAUAGUUAAGCUGUUAAAUUUUCUAAAUCCACUUGAAAUGACAACUUUUCAUAAUCGAAAAUUGAUUUUUUUCUAAAAUCUACUAACAAUUAAAGGACUUUCACAACACUGUAUAAAAUGAGUUUGGCUUUGUUUUUGUUGAUGCCAAAAGGGUUGACAUCUUUAGCAAUGUUUUAUUAAGAUUGGAGAACACCUCUAGAGGGAGCUGCGAAGUGUGAAUCUGUAAUGCCAUCUAGUCUAGUGCAUAGCAAGAAAUUGAAAUGUGCUAAAACCACUAUUAACUGGCUGAAAUGUGCUUUGGUGGUGACAAAAACAAUGUCUUUAAUUUUUUUGUUAAUAUUGACAUUUACUGAAAACCACAAUCAUUUUGUGUUCCCGAAUGACAAAAUUAAAUGUUUAUUUCUUGUAUAAUAUUUGGGCA
Xyrauchen texanus (razorback sucker) is the source of this 3716-nucleotide messenger RNA. It is a transcript of the gene rbm39b, whose product is annotated as RNA binding motif protein 39b. NCBI's taxonomy places the organism in Eukaryota, Metazoa, Chordata, Actinopteri, Cypriniformes, Catostomidae. Gene Ontology annotation, biological process: mRNA processing. Bases 617 to 1903 code for a protein of 428 amino acids. The record is from RefSeq and is a predicted model, not a curated record. Gene Ontology annotation, molecular function: RNA binding. The transcript has 17 exons. Gene Ontology annotation, cellular component: nucleus.